Molecule: messenger RNA, 3451 nt
Organism: Seriola aureovittata
Lineage: Eukaryota; Metazoa; Chordata; Actinopteri; Carangiformes; Carangidae
Gene: anapc5
Product: anaphase promoting complex subunit 5
Exons: 17
Coding region: 353-2674 (773 amino acids)
Biological process (GO): positive regulation of mitotic metaphase/anaphase transition; anaphase-promoting complex-dependent catabolic process; protein K11-linked ubiquitination
Cellular component (GO): anaphase-promoting complex
Molecular function (GO): protein binding
Source: RefSeq, a predicted model, not a curated record
UUUAAGGGGACAGAGGGAGGGCGGUUUGAAAGGAAAAAUGAACAUUUUAUCAACAUGUUUACAAUUAACCAAAUUACCCGAUAAAUGUGGAAGUGACUGGUCGCUGUCAGUAAGAUGCCUCAUCUGCAAGUUAGUUGAGACUAAACGUUGACUUGUUUUCGGCUUCUUCGCAGGACUUAGCUGAUGUUCAGUGAACUUGGUACGUUAGCUAGCUCGCUGCUGCUUGUUUGACUGCUGCCUGUCUUAACUUUCCUCUCCGUUAAACGUUGACCCAGUGUACCGUAAAACUGGUGUCUUUCUUCGCCGUAGCCUAGUAGUAGUAGUUGUAGCAACCGUAGUUAACCUACUGAAGAUGGCGAGUGUACAUGAAAGUUUGUAUUUCAACCCAAUGAUGACGAAUGGAGUGGUCCAUGCUAACGUGUUUGGCAUCAAAGACUGGGUGACUCCGUAUAAAAUCUCCGUGCUGGCGCUGCUGUAUGAGAUGACCGCAUCCAAAAUCACUCUACCGGAAAGAAGACGACUGAACAAGCUGAUUCUGCCCCUGCAGCAGGGUCCAGAUCUGACUCUUGGCCAGUUCCUGCAGACAGUGGAGGAGUGUUGCCCUCAGACUGCAUAUGCUGUGAAACUCAGGCUGCAUGAAAUGGCAGAUGGAGAGCUGAAAGACAUGGAGUACUUCUUUUCCACUCUUCCCACUCCCUUCACCGCUUUUGAUUCCGAGGCUUAUAAAACCAGUGUUGUGGGUCUUUUUAUGAGACACAUGCUCCUGGCCUACAACAAGCUGUCCUUCAGUCAGGUCUACAAACUCUACAAGUCCCUGCAGCACUACUACCACAGUCACUAUGCCAAGCCGACUGAUGGGCAGGUGGGUUUGCCAGCGCUGGUCGCCGACGACUCUGAUAUGGACCUCACCAGCACUGAGGACAAUGUAGGAGACAGAAUGGACAAAGAGGACUUGGACACACCAUUGCAUGAGUCAGAGCUUCGAAAUGACAAUGCUCCAAGCAGAGGUCCCCUCUCACAAAAACAAGCAGAGUACUUUCUUGCAAGACAGGCAUAUCUUCUGAAGAAUGAUGAGAACAAAGCUCUAAAGCCCGCUGCACUGCAGGAAGAGCUUAACAACAUGCUGAAGUUUAACCCCGAUUUUGCUGAGGCGCAUUACCUGAACUACUUGAACAGCAUGAGAGUCCAGGACAUCUUCCUCUCCGCCCACAGUCUCUUACAUUAUUUUGACCGCCUCAUCUUGUCCGGAAGUGAGGGAAAGAGCAACGGGGAUGAGGGCUAUGGUCGAAGUCUCCGCUAUGCUGCUCUUAACUUGGCAAGCCUGCACUGUCGCUUUGGUCACUAUCAGCAGGCGGAUCUGGCUCUACAGGAGGCUAUCCGCAUUGCCCAGGAGUCUAAUGACCAUGUGUGCUUGCAGCACUGUCUGAGUUGGCUCUACACACUGGAACAGAUGAAGGGAUCUGACAGCACAGUGUUAACUGAGGAUUCAGUGAAAAUGGCUGCCCAUUUCUGCCUGCCAUACCUGGCAUCUCUGGGCAUUCAGUCUUUGGUCCAGCAGGGGGCGACACAGGGUAAGACAGCACACAAACUGAUGGACGCACUGAAGGACACAGACAUCCUGCACUGGAAGCACAGUCUGUCGGAGCUGAUCGAGAUCAGCCUGGCUCAGACUACGUCCAUAUGGAGGAUGUACGGCAAGAGCACCAUGGCUCUGCAGCAGGCCCAGCUGCUUCUCAACAUGAGCAGUCUGGAGCCAGUCAACUUCAGCGUCCAGCAGAACAACACAGAGGCGUUCACCGUGGCUCUCUGCCACCUGGCCGAGCUGCACGCUGAGCAGGGCCUGUACAAUGCAGUUUCAGAGAUUCUUCGGCAUCUGAAAGAGCAGUUUCCUCCCCACUCGCAGCAUGCCAAGCUCUGGAUGCUGUGCGAUCUUAAGAUCCAGUUUGAGAGACAUAUGAACGAAGGAAAAUACCACUUAGCGGAUCUGCUAGUCACAGCCAUCUCUGCCUUAAACAAAACAGAAGGUCUCUACAGGAAAGCUCAAGUUCUGAAGGCUCUCAACCGCAGCACCGAGGCGUACAGCAUCUUACAACAACUGCAGGUUCGCUGUGAGAAGACUAAAUGUACAGAGAUGGUCAUCAGAGUGAUGCUCUCCACUGCUGAGCUUCACUGGGAGUCGUCUGGCUUCUCCACAGCUCUCCCUCUGCUCCUGCAGGCCUUGGCUUUGGCCAGACAGCACCACCUACAAUCCCUGGCCUCAGAGACCAUCCUUCACCUGGCCUUUACUCAGCUCAUGCUGGGGGUUCCUGAGCAGGCUCUGAGUGUCCUGCAUGAAGCCAUUGAGCCUGUCCUGGCCCACGGAGCAGUCAUGGACAAGGGCCGAGCCCUGCUGCUGACAGCCCGCUGUCAGAUGGCGGUGGCUGGGUUCAGGCCAAACGGACAAGGGCAAGCAGAUUUGCAUUUGGCAGUGUUGGCUGUUGACACGCUAAACGAGGCUGCUGCCUAUUUUUCAAAACUGAACUGUAAGGAGCGGCUGCGUGACGUCCACUAUCUGCAGGCUCAGCUCCACCGUUCUCUGGGACAAACUUCACAGUGCAACAAAAGUGCCAUGCUCUUCCGGCUGCUGGACCAGGAGCUGCAGUCACCAGCACCACCAGUCUCCAUGCGACUCUAACUGCUCCUUUUUCAACAACAAACUCGAUUUCUUUUUUUUUUUUUUGUGCUGUUGAGAAGGACACAACACCUCCUCUACCUGCUGAGCUGAGUCAUUUCAGCUCACCACUAGAUGGUGGUGAACCUCUGUUCUGCUCUCUCUCAGCUCUAAAGGAUUUCUUUUAUAAAUAUGAAGUGGAGGUAAUUGUGGAACUCUUUGCACGCACUGCCAGGAUAAUAAUUAAAUAGGACAAUGUCCACAGAGAUAAAUAAGGCUGAGUUCCCAGUAGAUUAAGAAUGGGUCUAUUGUCUCUUCACUUGUGGUCUGUUACAGAUUGAAUGAUAGCCUGUUAAUGAACACAUGUUUUUAAAAGCUUGUGCCACAGCAACAGUCCAGUUUUGUCUGACAAACAUACAUGCUAGGCAACGGCACCACAGAAACAAUGAAAGUUUAUCAGGAGCUGUCACAGCAGCGCUGAUUUACCCACCGCUACUUGAUGAAUGAGGGUAAUAUCACAGUUAGCUACAAGAUGAAUGUGUUUCAGUGGCCUGGAUGAUUCAUAUUCCACCAGAAGAAUACUGAUGAAGCUGGAAUCCAGAGGAAAGAAAUCGUGAUCACAUUUAUAAUGUAAUAGACUUGCGAUGACAGAACAGCAGAUACUGUAUCUGUAUUCCACUUAUGUCUGACACGAUUUGUGAGAACCAUUUUUGGCUGAUAACAUUACAUUUGUUCUGACGGAACCAUAAUCCAUUACUGAAAGCACUUCUUUCAAAAAAAUAAACGACUUGUUUCUUCUAA